Molecule: messenger RNA, 732 nt
Organism: Naegleria fowleri
Lineage: Eukaryota; Heterolobosea; Eutetramitea; Acrasida; Naegleriidae
Exons: 4
Coding region: 1-732 (243 amino acids)
Source: RefSeq, a predicted model, not a curated record
AUGAUGAGACUCAGAGUUGCCUUUAGAAAUCAUCGUCUGGUGUUUCCAGUCAAAGAUAGCAAAAUUAAGAUUGCCCAAUUGCUGUCCGAUAUGGAGGAACGAUUCGCUUCCCAAAUUCUGAGUUCAUAUCAAUUAAAUAAUGAAGAGGAGAAACGAAAACAUUCCAAGAUUUAUGAUCUCAUGUUGUUGGAUAGCUGUUCUGCCUCUUCUUCUUCCAAUUCUAAUCAUCAAGCAGCUGAAUAUUUAUGUUGUAGGGAGGAUUAUGUUGAAGAUGUGUUGAGAGAUGGCGAUCAUGUUAGAGCUUUGGAUGAACAAGCUUGGAUCGAUUAUCAAGUUGAGCAUUUUUGUGAUAGAAAGAGAGCAUGGGUGCAUUUAGUAAAGGAUGGAGUAUUUGGGGAAAUUGGGUACCACAAGAAAAACAAAGUCUACUGUCUCUUUGGAACUCACCAUCAUAAACAAUAUUUUGAAUUCACAGUUGAUGAGUUGCGUGAUGCGUACAAAACCAAGAAGGUUCAUGAAAUUGGCAUUGAAAAAGAUUUUAAGGGGUUGUGGUAUGUUUGUGCCAAAUUUGAAGAACCAACUUCAGAUGAGUUGAAAGACGACAAGAAAAUGCUCUGUGAAAUGAGUAUUCACUUGAAAACCAAUUCAGAAGACGACAAAGUCUAUAUACAUCAAGUGAGCGUUCAUGAAAAGAAUGGACAUUUAUUGAAAGGAAAUUCUCGUUUCUUCUAG